CCGCCGCAGUCCCCCAAGGAGCCCGAGCAGCUCCGCAAACUCUUCAUCGGCGGCCUCAGCUUCGAGACGACGGACGAGAGUCUGCGCAGCCACUUCGAGCAAUGGGGGACCCUCACGGACUGCGUGGUGAUGCGGGACCCGAACACGAAGCGCUCGCGCGGCUUCGGCUUCGUCACCUACUCGUCCGUGGAGGAGGUGGACGGCGCCAUGAACGCGCGGCCACACAAGGUGGACGGGCGCGUCGUGGAGCCCAAGCGCGCCGUGUCCCGUGAGGACUCGCAGCGCCCCGGCGCCCACCUCACCGUGAAGAAGAUCUUCGUGGGCGGCAUCAAGGAGGACACAGAGGAGCAUCAUCUGCGCGACUACUUCGGCCAGUACGGCAAGAUCGAGGUGGUGGAGAUCAUGACGGACCGCGGCAGCGGCAAGAAACGCGGCUUCGCCUUCGUCACCUUCGACGACCACGACUCCGUGGACAAGAUCGUCAUCCAGAAGUACCACACGGUGAACGGGCACAACUGCGAGGUGCGCAAGGCGCUGUCCAAGCAGGAGAUGGCGAGCGCCUCGGUGAGCCAGCGAGGGCGCAGCGGCUCGGGGAACUUUGGUGGCGGUGGCGGCGGCGGCCGCGGUGGCUUCGGCGCCAAUGACAACUUCAACCGCGGCGGCAACUUCGGCGCGCGGGGCUACGGCGGCAGCGGCCCCGGCAGCAACUUUGGCGGCGGCGGUAACUACAACGAUUUCGGCAGUUACAACAACCAGUCGUCCAAUUUCGGCCCCAUGAAGGGCGGCAACUUCGGUGGCCGGAGCUCGGGACCCUAUGGGGGCGGCGGCUACGGCAGCUCCAGCGGCGGCGGCAGCUACGGCGGCGGCAGGAGGUUUUAACGCCCAGUGCCCGACCUUUAGCAGGAGAGAGACCCAAAAAUCCCGGGAGGAGCCGCAGGUGCCGCCGCUGGCGCCGGCUGCGCCGGGGGGGGCGCUCCCCGAACCGCGUUUUCGACGAAAAACCACCGAAACGCCCCAAACAGCCCCCCCGCCCCCCCCCCGCGGCGGCCUCCGCGCGCAGGACUCGCUCUCGUGACUGUCCCCAGGUUUUCGGCGGGACGGGGGCCGCGGGCGCCGCUUCCCGUCGCGCUGUCGCUCGCUGCCUGUACCCGAUCUUGACGUUGAAUAAAUGUGUCUUUUUUUUUUUU
Nothoprocta perdicaria is the source of this 1187-nucleotide messenger RNA. RefSeq names its product heterogeneous nuclear ribonucleoprotein A1. The annotation marks the transcript as partial. The transcript has 9 exons. The record is from RefSeq and is a predicted model, not a curated record. Gene Ontology annotation, molecular function: RNA binding. NCBI's taxonomy places the organism in Eukaryota, Metazoa, Chordata, Aves, Tinamiformes, Tinamidae.